UUUAAUUUAACUGAGGAAAUUAUUAAUUGAAAAUUUUAUUGCAUUUGCAAACAGUAUAAAAUUCUAUACAGGUUCAUGCUAGCCAAUACAACAAACCUUAAUUACUCUAUUGUUACAACAAAUAAAUAAACGAACGAAACGUAACGUACGACGAGCUUCGUUUGGUUUGGAUGAAUGAUGAAUGACAAAUUGACAGCCGAAUAAAAAUUACGGCGUGGAUUUAUGGGUUAAAAUUUUAGCAAACUGUCUGUUGCUUUUAUUAUGAACUAGUUACGAAAAUGAGAUUUUAAUACCUAUAUAUUAUAGGGAUUUUAGUAAAGAUAACUUAAAGUUUUUUUUCCUAAGAUAAUGACCGAUAUUUCAAAAGUUUUGGAGCAAAGUUUGUGCAUAUCAUCGUUAGUAGCACCGAGUGUUUCUCUUGUUUUCAUUGAGUUAUAGCAGUGGUGGAAAAUAUUGAAUGAAAUGGUGCCAUUAGUGCUUACUUUAUUAAAAUCGAAACAAAGUUUCAUUUGAUCGAAAGUCUGAGCAGUUUUUGUUGUCAAUAUGUAUCCAGCGCCGACGCGGCACCCGGCUGCCGCGGUAAGGGGACCACCACCUUCAUCAGGCCCCAUUAAGUUCACAAUAGCUGAUACUUUAGAACGUAUAAAAGAAGAAUUUAACUUUUUACAAGCUCAAUAUCAUAGUUUGAAAUUAGAAUGUGAAAAGCUAGCUAGUGAGAAGACAGAAAUGCAGAGGCAUUAUGUUAUGUAUUAUGAAAUGUCCUAUGGCCUUAAUGUAGAAAUGCAUAAACAGACGGAGAUAGCAAAGAGAUUGAGUGCUAUCAUAAGCCAGGUGGCACCAUUCUUGGCUCAGGAGCACCAACAACAAGUGGCCACAGCCGUCGAGAGAGCCAAGCAGGUCACUAUGUCUGAACUUAACGCUAUUAUUGGGCAACAGCAACAACAAGGUCUACAACAGCUUCUUCAGAUGCACGCGGGCGCGGGCCUACCGCACGGCGCGGGCGCGGGGCUGCUCGGCGCCGGCCUGCUGGGCUUCCCGGGCGCCGCGCCGCCGCCGCACCAGCCGCCGCAGCACAAGGUGGAGCUCCCGCCGCCGGCGGACAUAAAGCCCCCCGUGCUGCCGGGCGCGCCCCCGCUGCUGGCGGGACCACGCGAGAACGACCGCCUACUGGACUCCAGGGUGCUGCCAAGGCGACACUCCGUAUCCCCGCACGAACGCGAACAGAAGUACCGUCCGCGCUCGCCGGCCGAGCCGGAGGCGCUCGACACGAAGCGACGGAAGGAGGAGAAGGUACAACAUGACAGUGAUGCGGAGAAAAGUGACCAAGACUUAGUUGUUGAUGUAGCAAACGAGGAGGAGCGCGGGUCGCCCAGCGUGCGCGCCGACGCGGAGCGCGCGGAGAACGGCCCGCGCCCGCCCUCGCGAGGAUCUUCUUCCAGUCGCUCCACGCCCAAGAGCUCCAAGGACGAGAAGCCAGGCACGCCGGGCGGCAAGCCGGCUCGGGCGGCGACGCCGACGGGCCGCUACGGCUUCCCGCCGCUGGCCGCCUACCGCCCGCCGCACCUCGACCACGCCAGGACCAACGGCCAGCCGCCGCACAAGCCGGCAUACUCGUACCACACAUGCGGCGGGCCGCUCCAGCCGGUCCCCUUCCCCGCCGACGCGCUGGUGGGCCCCGGCAUCCCCCGCGGCGCGCGACAAGUCGCUGUCUUACCUCACGGAGAAGUCGUCUGCGCCGUGGCGUUGUCAGUCAACAAUGGAACGAGACACGCCUAUACGGGGGGAAAGGGAUGCGUGAAGCUGUGGGACAUAUCGAAUCCGGGGUCGCCUAAUACGCUAGAGCCAUUGUCGCAGUUGGACUGUUUGCAACGUGAUAACUACAUCCGUAGCGUGAAACUCCUCCCUGACGGACGCACGCUAAUAGUAGGAGGCGAAGCGUCAAACCUGUCAAUUUGGGACUUGGGCUCCCCCACACCGCGAAUGCGUGCCGAGCUGACAUCUUCUGCGCCCGCCUGCUAUGCUCUCGCCAUAAGUCCAGACUCUAAGGUGUGCUUCAGCUGUUGUUCAGACGGCAACAUCGCUGUAUGGGACCUUCAUAAUCAGACCUUAGUUAGACAAUUUCAAGGACACACAGACGGCGCAUCAUGCAUCGACAUCAGCGGCGACGGGUCCCGCCUGUGGACGGGCGGGCUCGACAACACGGUGCGCUCGUGGGACCUGCGCGAGGGCCGCCAGCUGCACCAGCACGACUUCAACAGCCAGAUCUUCUCGCUCGGCUACUGCCCCUCGGGAUCAUGGUUAGCAGUAGGCAUGGAGAACUCGCACGUGGAAGUCCUUCACGCGGGCAAACCGGACCGCUACCAACUACUACUGCACGAGUCGUGCGUGCUCGCGCUCAAGUUCGCACACCAGGGCAAGUGGUUCGCGUCCACCGGCAAGGACAACCUGCUCAACGCGUGGCGGACGCCCUACGGCGCCAGCAUAUUCCAGUCGAAGGAGUCUUCAUCGGUGCUCAGUUGUGAUAUAUCAGCGGACGACAAGUUCAUUGUGACCGGCUCGGGCGACAAGAAGGCCACCGUGUACGAAGUCCUGUACUGAACAACCACUGGUCUACAAUAGGUUCAUUGUAUAAUAUGUUGUGUUCCUGCACAGGUUGGUAGAGUAUGCCUAAGGAUGGUAUUCCACCUGUCCAAUUUCUUUGUCCAAUCUACAUUGCGUCUCUGACUCUCAUUAAGCAAAAUGUGAGAUGCAAAUACACAUUGGACCAAGAAAUUGAACAAAUAGAAUACCAACCUAAACUUACUUUGCAACGAUCUGAACAGAACAAAGUGAGGUCAUAUUUUCAUAGAAAUUUGUCAUUAAUGACGACAUUGCCACUCUUAGUCACUGAGUGAGCUUGGUCAGACUAUCUUGAUACACAGUCAAGAAAAAACAUCAGAUGUCUUCAUGUAGACAUUUGUACAAUUUUCCAUUCAAGCAAUUUUUUUUUUGAUACUAUUUAUAUCCAAGAAUUGGCUAACAUAGCUGGCAUAUACGUAUGCCGGACUAGACACUUUGACGGCAAGCUUAUGAUCAUUAAGCUGUACAGGGUGCCUAGCCAAGGUGACAGUUGUUUGCGCUACGAUAACGAAACGCUUUGUAUCUCUAUCACUUUCCCACAUUAGUGCCAUAGUGACAGUUGCGUGUCGUUCGCCACGGAGCGUAAACGAUUAGCAUGUUGGCUACGCACCCAGUACUGAUGAUUCGCAUGAAACAUCCUAGGCUCUCUUUUGUCAACAUAGUUAUUUGUAAAAAAAUAUGUAAUUAGUGAACAUUGGCAUUUAAAUAAAUUCCGAGCGCCCCCAUUAUUGGGAUUUGGUCCUAAAGAUUGUUAACUAAAUAUUUGUAUUUAAACACAUAUCAUACAAAAAAAGGAAGCUGGCAAAGUGGAGAAGACUUAGUAGGAAAGCGGACCCUGGCACCAGGCCGGGAAAACGCUAGGUUGAAAAAGGAGAUACAUAUCAUACAUAAACCCUCUAUGAUGCGUCCAUAAACCGCAAAUUACGACCAGCAUAAAGAUAAACUGUUUUUUAGAACAAAUUUCAUAUCUGAAAUAAAUUUUAUUAUUGCAUAGUUAUGAAAAUGAUAUGAAAAAAAAAUCAUUUCAGACUUUUUAAAUCCAUAUUUUUGUUAGUUACACAUGUAAAAAAAAUGGUUAGUAAAAUUAUGAAUAUUAAUAAAUUAAUAAAAUUAAAAUUAAUCAACAAACAUAAUCCUAUAAUAAUAUUUUCCGGGUGAUAAGACUCGACUGCGUGUGUUUUCUCACCCAAAACAAUAAGAUAUGAUUGUCCCAUCUCUCAGCAAUGGCUUUCAGGAUGCUGAAAUUUUGACGACAAACAUGGCCUAGUGGGUAGUAACCCUGCCUAUGAAGCCGAUGGUUCCGGGUUCAAAUCCUGGUAAGGGCAUUUAUUCGUGUGAUAAGCAUGGAUAUUUGUUCCUGAGUCAUGGAUGUUUUCUAUGUAUUUAAGUAUUUAUAAAUAUGUAUACCUAUAUUAUAUAUAUCGUUGUACCCGCAACAAAAGCCUUAUUGAGCUUACCGUGGGACUUACAAGGAAGGGUACCCAACUGUCCGGUUCCGAUUUGUUUUAUAUUUAUAUAUGUCAUAGAGUAGUCUAAAAUAGCGGACACGUAUUUUUUUUUAGCUGCCCAAACUCAACCUAUUGGCUAGUUUGAGUAUAAUAUACUUUAUUUUUUGCUGCUUUCAAACAUAAUAUGUUUGAAAGCAGCAAAAAAUAAUGAGCACGUGUUUUGUUAUAUCGGCUAAAACUCAUUUUUUCCUAAAAAAAUCGACAUUCGAAGUUUUAUAAAAUCUUAUCGCUAAAGUUAUACAUAAAGACGGGUGUUUUUUUAGGAAAACUUGAGUUUAAGCAGAUAUAACAAAACACGUGUACAUUAUUUUUUCCUGUUCUCAAACAUAUACUCAAACAAGCCAUUAACUAGCAAGUUGCUUGAGCAUCGCUUUCUAUAGGAGUUAGAAGAUUUAGUAACUUUUUAGUACUUUGGAGGACAAUUUCUCCCAAUAGGUUGAGUUUGGGCAGCAAAAAAAAAUACGUGUCCGUUAUUUUAGACUGCUCUAUAACAUAUAUAAAUAUAAAUCAAAUCGGAACCGGACAGUUGGGAACCUUUCCUUGUUAGUCAAUUUGUGUAAUAGUGUCCUAUAAUAUUUAUUUAUUUAUUAUUAAUAUCAGUCGAGAUAACGUUUUAUUCGGAAUGAAAGUGUCAAUUGCAAACAGUUUUGACAAAUCUCGCAUGUUGCUUGAUAUCAUAUACGAUAUGGCAGUUGGGGCCGACUCUAGUUUGUCUAUGAAAAAAAAAACGGUGAAAAUGAAAACAUUUAUCGCCAUUUGGCGUUCAAUUUAUCUUUUGAUUAGUUUUAAUAAAUUCAUUUGUUUUGUUGUAUAUAAAGUAACUAUAACACCAUUUUCGUGUAAAAUGAGCAAUCAAGAUAUUUGGGAGACGCCAUCCGAUAUCGGCAACAGAGCAACGAUGCCGCAAUGCCAGUCGUAGCAUGCGGUUCCUGAACACAUCAUAGAGAGCUUAUAAUAUGUAUGUAAAUAAGACUGUACACAAUUAGGCAUUAAAUUAAAACACUCGUGUGAUCCUAUUAUGAACUCUUUUUUAAUACCUUUCAUUAUGUAGCAGUCACAUAAACUAUUAUAGGCGCUACCUGUAUUGUAAGCAUUGGCUUCGUGAUAAACCCAUUUUCACUGUCUUCAAUCGAGUAAGAUCUGUCAAAUCGAGAUUGUGAUAUUAUUCGCUAUUUGUAUUUUUUUCUUUAUUUGUGCAAUAAAGAUUAAAUAAAUAAAUUAUUAUGACUCACGUGACUUUUAACCUAAACUUGGACAUAGAACCUAUUUGUGUUGUACAGACAGACUGAACGCUGCUGCUGAUGCGAAUUUCAUAAUCGGCAUAACUAUUAAAGUAAAAAUUCAUAAGAUAUAUCAAAUUUUAAUUUGAGAUUUUCUUACCAAACAACUAAAAUCAUCGAGAACCUAUUUACAAAUUUUAUAGGUUUAUCAUUUAUUUAUCAAAAACUAUUCUUUUUUUUAUAGAAAUCAAAAAUGCUGUCGCAAGCCGACGCACUUUGAUGGCGACGUAUUUAUGUUUCUUUUUUUCUAUUAGAAAAUUUAGAAAUGUCAGUAACAAGAAUUAUUAUACAAGAGACUAAGCAGCAUCAAAGAGAAUUUGAAAUAGAUGUGGCUUGUCAAAUUACACUUUUAGUUAUAUAACUUUGUAGCCACAGUAAAUUUACAGCCAUCUUUCGACACAUGAUUAAAACUUUUAGAAUGCCAUUUUACUUUGAUCUAAGGAUCUUCUUUCACUAUUUUUGCAUGCUAGUACAACCUGUUUAGUACAAAUAGCAGAAUAAGCAAUCAAUUGUCACUUACCACCUAAGACACUUUUGUACCUACUUAUUCUUUGAAAAUAAAUACAUACAUACAUACUAAAAGUUUUGAUCGUGUGUCGAAAGAUGGCAGUAAAUUUACUGUGGCUACAAAGUUUACUUUGACAAUCCACCUCAAUUUCAAAUUCUUUUUGGCAGCAUAUAUAACUAUUUUUUAAGCAUUUAUUUAAUUCUUGUAAAAAUAUUAUAAGAUUCAUUUUAGUUUAAAGUACGAUCAUUUAUCAUUGUCACGCAUAUCACUCUUAUGUAUGCGAGUAUAUAGUGAACGCUUACGUUAAGCCACGGGUUAGGAAUCUACACUCACUUCUAUGUAUUGUAUAAAAUGUUACUAUUAGCGAUUUUCGCUAAUAAUAAAAUUUAAGGCUAAGUGUAGUUUUUAAAGUAACUAUUAGAUGAAUGUUGCACGGUUACGGAUAUUUUAGUGUUAUUGUAUAUUUUUAUAAUAAAAUUAAAUACCAUUUAUUACUUUUUAAGUUCAAUCUAAUGCAGUUGUAUAAAAACGUCAAAAAUAUGUACUAUUAAAGAGCCGGCUCUAAUAAGAUCCAUCGACUUUACAGUACAGUCAAGUGUAAAAAUAUGGGUGUACACAUCUUACUCAAAAAUAUGUCCCAUAGCAUCUUAUUCCAGUGUAAUAAGAGCGUAGUACCAUAUUUAUGAGACGAUUCUCUCGAUACAUAUUUUUGCAGCUGAUUGUACGAAGACGAAAAAUAGACUAAUCCGAAUUUCAUUGUGCGAAUAAAUCGUUUACCGAGUUUUCCCGGUUAUAUGGGCAUUUAUAAAAUUAAGAACAAAUGUGUAUAAAAGUAUAAGAAAUAUAAGAAUAUUUCAUAUCCUCUGGUGACAACAUUAAAAUAAAAGAUACCUAACAAAUUUAUUUUUGGUUAGAGUAAGACCAAGCUAAGUUGGCGGCGAUUUUGAUAGCCCAGAAUGUGCAAGUGUUAAGUAAACGUCAUAAUUACACAGAAGUUAUAUAUUAUUAUAUCGUCAUAAGGACACUUGCACUGUCUGGGCUGCCAACAUAUCUUGUUCUGACUCUAGUGGCGUUUUUGCACAGCUGCGUUUCAUUAGGUAAAAUAUUUUGACGUCCAUUUCUUACUUCUAUUUAUUACAGAUAGAUAUUUAGUUUGAAACGAGGUUAUAUGAAUUCCAGACUGAAAUAAUUUUCUACAUAACUAUGUUUAUUUUCGUAAGUGUUGUUUCUUAAUACCAGUAUAAAUAUUUGUAUAUAAUACUUUGAUCGAAAUAUUUCUGCGUAUAUUUUUCUUCAUCUUGCCUUUAAAUGCAACCUAAAUAAAGGAAUGUUAAACAAUGAUGUUAUGUAACUGUAUAUAGACAGGUUAUACUCAUACAUAAGGCAACAAGACAAACACGAAAUUAUACUUCCAUAUUUAUUUCUAUACUGACGACGAAAUCUGUUAAUUUUCAUUAAUUUACGCAUUCCAUUUAUCUUUGUCAUACUCGUUGUUAAACAUCAGCUUAUCUUUUUCUCUUUCGGUGUGCGGGAGCUCGUUAGCAUACGUACAACAUUUCUAGCUUGCUUAAGCGCGAUUAAGGCGGUUAUCACACGUUACUGGAUGCGAUUCGCACGUCGCUCCGAUGUGCCCACAGGAAGGAUGGCUUUAAUACAUGCAUAGCGUCGUCUCGCUCGAACAUCGGAGAGACGUGCGAAUAGCAUCCCGUGUGAUAUCCGCCUAAAGGAAACUUGUACAAUUUUGUCAAGGUAAGCGCUUCAAUUUUGCAACGCGUUUAACCUAUCUUGAGUUAUAAUAUCAUUAAAAUUAUAACUAUUUUAAUUUAAGAGACAUUUAUAUUAAAUUGUGGCUACAGUCCGCCAGAAGAUCUGGAAAUGGCACAUUGUAUUUGAUUUGUUGUAUAUUUAGUUUAAAGGCACGUAAGUUUUACUCUAGAUUGCGUUUUUGUAAGAAAUACAUAUAAGUGAAUGGUUGACCUUUUUGACCGCGAGUACUAAUAAACGUACAUAACGAAUCGUUUACCUUGUUCAGCUCCGUAUAUGUCUUUCUCGGUCUAACUGUAACCCAAAGCUGCGUCCUUAUCGGACUUACAACGAACUAGCUUCCACACAAUCGAACUUAUCUCGGACCGCACCAUGGUCAUGGUUCGGUACGUACGUUUAUUAGUACCUUUAGGCCUGUACAAAAACUUCAUACCCACAAGAAGUAAACUCCUAAACCUUGCCACUUAAGCCAUUUGAAGCGCUCGGGUGUUUUGUUCGUAAAUAAAACGCGUUAAACGCAUGCGAUCAAUGGAAUGUGUUUGGCGCGUCUGCGCCCCGAAAACACGUCAUUGUUUUUUGCGGCAAACGCAUGCGUUAAGCGUCGCGGCAAGCGCAUUGUGAUGUUUCCUACGUAUAAUAUAUGUAUAUAAAAACAUAUGGCAACUUUGAUUUAUGCGUACAACGCUGCGCCUGUAACGCGAUUUAGGGUCUACCCACACCUAUCAGCGCAUUUCUAUUCAAAGUUACCCCCAACUUACAAUAAAGAUUUCGGAUUUUUUUAUAUUAUUUCCACUCAGAACCACAAUUUCACCGAGAAUCUCUUUCGAUCCUAAUACGAGAAAAAAAGUUGUUAAUUUUCCAUUGGAACUUAGUUCGUUCCGUAAAGAAAUUGUUGAAAUUUGUUUUUUUUUUUCAAAAAAUUAUUGAAAAUUGCCUUGACCAUAUUUCUUUAUGCAACCCUAUUUAUACUCGUAUAUGUUCAGGAAUAUACUUUCUUUCAUAAAAUAUAACCUCAUCCGGUAGGCAGAUCGGUGAAGGUCUUAAAUUGUUGAAUUGUGUUAAAAGUAUGAACAUCGGUACGAUUUAUGUUUAGGUCAUUAGAAUCAAUUUUGAGUCAUCUUGUUUUGUUCAAAAACCUAGCGUGUUUGGUAUUCGAUGAAAGGGCUUUUUGAGCUGAUUCUAAAAAUAUAGCACAUCAAUACAUGUCAGUCAUGUUUUUUUAAAUCAUAAUAAAAGUAAUUUUCAAAUCAUACCAAAUUAGGGCUUGUCCUUUCAACAUUUUUUUGCAAAUGUAAUGUAUCUCAAAUUAUACCUAAUAUCCUCAUAUCUAACCAUAAGAAAGCAAUUUUGAAAAUAUUUACAUUUUCUUAUGGGUAAAUUUCACGAGACUGUGACGUCAGUUCCCAAUUCUUUCGUGUGUUCUUACAUUAAUUAAGCAAAUUUAAGUGUGCAAAUAUCUACCUGUUGUGCUACGCCAGACAUGCAGACACUUAAAUUUGCUUAAUUAAUGUAAGAACAUACGAAAGAAUUGGGAACUGACGUUACAGUCACGAGGAAUUACCCUAUUUAUUAUUUAAAGUAUAUUUUCCAAAAAAAUGUAACGGUAUUGUAUCUGGAGGAGCCCAAACUUGGUAUAUUUUGAUAAAUAUUUUUAUUUUAAUUUUUAAAAAGUGAGUGUAAUAGAAUGACGAGAUAUAUUUACAAUUGGCUUUAAAAAGCCCUUUCAUUUGAUACACACGAUAUGUUUCUGAAAAAACCGGUCCAGUGUGAGUCGGACUCGCACAGGAAGGGCUGCGUACCAUUAUCUAUAAAAAUGGUCACCCAUCCAAGUACUGACCCCGCCCGACGUUGCUUAACGUCGGUGAUUGGAUGAGAAUUGAGAACCUCGAGAUUGGAAAGAAAUAUUUAUUUUAUUCUGUUUUUAGUAUUUGUUUUUAUAGCGGCAACAGAAAUACAUAAUCUGUAGAAAUUUCAACUGGCUAAUAGUUAGCCAGUUGAAAUUAGUUACAGUCUCAGUAAUAGGGUCCGUUUGACCCUUUGGGUACGGAACCCUAAAAAUUUUUUUUUUUCCAUACAAAAAAGAUGACGUCAUAACUCCUCUUUUUUUGGUUGUACGGGUCAUAUUGAUUCAAAUGGCCUUUUAACACCAUUUGUAGCAUUUACUGAAUUUCGGGCUGUACCGCUAGGACUAAAACACAAAAGCUGUCACUAGGACGCCACGUCACCGAAGUGUCAAAGUUCAAAUUGAACUUUAUGAAUGUGCACGUAGGUCUAUGUUGCUCUGUGGUCUGUGACGGAUUAAUUCGUCUUCGGCAUUGGACCUACGGUGCGGAUAUAUCCGUCAUUAACGUCAAAAAGGUUAACGCAGCGUUUAUCGCAUAUAAAACAACCGCGCGCUUUAGUUACUUUGACAGUCUAAGUACCUAAUGGAGACUAGUCGAUAUUGACACAGUGGGCACAACACCUAGUGUAGAUUUUAGAGUGAAGUUGAAAAGGUAAAUAAUAUAAAGUGAAUAACAAUAGUAGAUUACGCAACUAGGGCAUAAAGCGAUAUUUUACCGUAUUUGUUCAAGACUAAAUAAAAUCAUACUCGAGCCGCUCACGGGCGCAGGGCGCGCCGGCAGAGCAGGCAGUUCGUAUGGCAGAUUUUGAACUUUAUUGCUAAGAUAAUAAGGGUCGUAAUAGAUAAUGUUACGUUAUGCUCUAGAGCCUAAUAAGCAAUUUUAUGCCGCUUACUCGCGACUUAAAUGUCAAUAUUACGAGCAUGAGAAGUGAAAAAUACCUAUGCAAAUAUCGUUACAAUUUAGAAGAAUUGAUUGGCGGCGUUAAAUUGAUUGUUUUUUCAAUGGGUAACACAUCAAAAUAGCUGUUAAAAUACAGUGAAAUCCUAAUUCGGGCAGGUAGCAUGCGUAGUUGCGUAACUUAUUUUUAAGUACAAGAAAAUAGUUCCUUAUUAUGUUUUUUAGGUUCCAUGAAGUACCUAUUGAAAUAUAAAAAUUUAAUAAAAAAUAAUGUCUGAAUUACGUAAUUAAUUUUGUUGUAUAUUUUACUUUAAAUACAUACUUAGCUACUGUGUACUUAAAUACCUAUAUUCGCUUUUAUGAAUCAAUGUAGUAAUCUAUGAUCUGCAAAUGUGAUAGAUUUUAUAUCCGUAAAUGCAUUUGGUUACUGUUCCACUGCUUAUGAUUUAAGUGAGAAUCAAUUGUUAUAUCUAUGAACUGGAUUGUAUUCUUGUAUUAUAUUUAUUUGGAUAAAAUAAUGCUUUUUUGCUUACUCUAAACCCAUUCCGUGUACCUAUCCAGAAUGAAGAAAAUCCCGCAAAGGAAAACAAAUUGCAAGCUAAGUUAAUUAGCGCUAAGCCGCUCACCUACACCUACAGCCACAUUACAUACCUAUUAAUAUUUCGGUUUCUUUUGAAGUACAUUAUUUAUUAUCCUAGAGCAAGCUGGACGCCAAAAAACUCUGCAAAUUGUGUUAAAAGCAUGAAAAUCGGUACGAUUGAUCUUUAGGCCAUUUGAAUCAAUUUGACCCGUAGAACCAAAAAAAUUGAGAGAAGUUAAGACGUCAUCGUCAUUUUUUUUCUGUAUCAGACAAAAAAAAAUAGUUCUGAAACCUAUCUCGUGUGUGGUAUUAAAUAAAAGGGCUUUUGACCCGAUUCUAAAAAUGAUCAAUCAAUAAGAUUAGUUUUAAGUAUAAGUACUUAUAGUAUAAGAAUAAAUUGCUGUGCCCUUACAGGGUCUGUAUUCAAUGUAAUAUAUGAGCAAUAAAGAUGU
Messenger RNA from Cydia pomonella (codling moth), 11452 nucleotides. Its product is annotated as protein groucho-like. Gene Ontology annotation, biological process: negative regulation of canonical Wnt signaling pathway; regulation of DNA-templated transcription. Gene Ontology annotation, molecular function: transcription corepressor activity; protein binding. The record is from RefSeq and is a predicted model, not a curated record. Bases 544 to 2598 code for a protein of 684 amino acids. Lineage: Eukaryota; Metazoa; Arthropoda; Insecta; Lepidoptera; Tortricidae. The transcript has 18 exons. Gene Ontology annotation, cellular component: nucleus; transcription regulator complex.